This is a messenger RNA of Cynara cardunculus var. scolymus (artichoke), 1048 nucleotides long. RefSeq names its product PRA1 family protein B3-like. Gene Ontology annotation, biological process: vesicle-mediated transport. The record is from RefSeq and is a predicted model, not a curated record. Gene Ontology annotation, cellular component: Golgi apparatus; endoplasmic reticulum. The transcript has a single exon. Bases 1 to 669 code for a protein of 222 amino acids. NCBI's taxonomy places the organism in Eukaryota, Viridiplantae, Streptophyta, Magnoliopsida, Asterales, Asteraceae.
AUGGCAGCACCGCCAUCAUCCAUGCCAAUCACCAGCGUUCAAUCGACCACCACCACCACCAACAACAACAACGACAACCAACCAAACCCAGUCGCCACCUCCGCUCUCCGCUCUUUUCUCUACCGCAUAUCCUCCUCCCUCCGCCAAUCCUUCUCCCAACGCCGCCCAUGGUCGGAACUCGUCGAUCGCUCCACCUUCGCUCGCCCGGAAUCCUUCUCCGAAGCCACCUCACGCAUCCGCAAAAACUUCGGUUACUUCCGUGUGAACUACUCCGCCCUUCUCGCCUUUGCCAUCGCCCUUUCUCUCCUCACCCACCCUUUCUCUCUCCUGGUCCUCCUCUGCCUCCUCGCCGCCUGGAUAUUCCUCUACCUUUUCCGGCCCACCGAUCAACCACUCGUUCUCUUAGGGCGCACAUUCUCCGACCGUGAAAUCCUAGUGCUGUUGGUCCUUUCCACGAUUAUUGUUGUUUUCUUAACGAACGUAGGUUCGCUCAUGAUCUCCGCCCUUUUGAUUGGAUUAUUAUUCCUCUGCGUCCAUGGAGCGUUUAAGGUUCCUGAAGAUCUCUUCCUGGAUGAUCAAGAACCUGCUAAUGCCGGAUUUCUAUCGUUCCUCGGCGGAGCCGCUUCAUCUGCUGCGAUUGCGGCUGCUCCCGCCAUCCCACGCGUUUGAUGAUCGCGCAAGGUGAUUUUUCACACCCAUUCCCCGUAGAAUAUUUGUUACCAAGGGAAAAGAAUACCCCAUUUAUUGAAUUUAGUUGUGUUAGGCAGCAGGUGCAAUCUGGCUAUGAUUUUGUUUCUCUGCAGAAAUCUUUUAAUUAGGGUUCUUUUACCUACAUUGAUUGAUUGAUUUCUAAUCCUUGGCUUCAAUAUUAAAUCACUAUCUGGCUGCAAUUUUAUAUGCUGCUCCCAUGGUUGCACUUCUUGUUACUCAAUCAAUUCGACUUCUGUUGUAACUUAAUUAACGAUUGGUAUUAAGCAUAUUUAACACUUGAUUUCUAAUGGGUUGAUUGGAAUUUGAGAUAGAAUUGAAUAGAAGAGGACAACUAGUA